This is a messenger RNA of Aspergillus caelatus, 390 nucleotides long. RefSeq names its product Endoribonuclease L-PSP/chorismate mutase-like protein. Lineage: Eukaryota; Fungi; Ascomycota; Eurotiomycetes; Eurotiales; Aspergillaceae. Gene Ontology annotation, cellular component: cytosol; mitochondrion. The record is from RefSeq and is a predicted model, not a curated record. Bases 1 to 390 code for a protein of 129 amino acids. The transcript has 3 exons. Gene Ontology annotation, molecular function: deaminase activity.
AUGUCACCAGCAAAGACUGUUGUCCUGAGCAAGAAUGCUCCAGCUCCAAGCCCACUCAUGUCACAAGCAAUCAUCUCAAAUGGGGUGAUUUAUACCUCAGGCAGCCUUGGUAUCGAUCCGAAGACUGGCAAGUUUGUCGAAGGCGAUGCUGCUGAUAGAACGGUCCAAGCCUUGCGAAACAUCGAACAGAUCUUGAUCGCCGCUGGAAGUAAUCUAGGAAAUGCUCUCAAAGUUACCAUCUUCCUUUCUAGUAUGGAAUAUUAUGCGCAAAUGAAUGAAGGGUAUGAAAGAAUCUUCGGUGAUUUGAUCAAGCCAUGCCGAACAUGUGUCGCUGUCGCGAAGCUUCCUUUGGAUGCGGAGGUUGAAAUCGAAUUGGUUGCGUCCGUCUAA